AUGAAGAGAACAAACAUUCCAGAACGCUACGUGAUUGUCAUUUUGACCUUCAUCUGUACUUCUGUCUGCUACAUAGAACGUGUGGGUUUUUCCAUUGCAUAUACUGCUGCUGCUGAUGCCUCGGGAGUAAAUCAAUCGAGCAAGGGUAUGAUACUUUCGACAUUCUAUUAUGGGUAUGUGUGUUCACAAGUUCCGGGUGGUUGGGCAGCCCAGAAAGUUGGGGGAAGGCGUAUUCUCCUGCUUUCAUUUGUUUUAUGGUCUAUAACUUGUGCUUUUGUGCCACUUGAUCUGAACCGAGUUACGAUAUUGGUCAUAUCCCGCUUGCUUGUCGGAGUUGCCCAAGGCUUCAUCUUUCCCUCCAUUCACACUAUACUGGCACAAUGGGUACCACCACAUGAAAGAUCAAGAUCUGUUUCUCUGACAACUUCAGGGAUGUAUUUUGGUGCAGCUGCAGGAAUGCUUGUGCUUCCGAGCCUGGUCAAGUUUCGAGGUCCGCAAUCGGUGUUUCUUGCUGAGGCUGCUUUAGGUGCCAUUUGGUCUCUACUUUGGUUUAAGUAUGCCGUUGACCCACCUCGUUCUGAGCAUCCAAAAGCCACUGCUGCUGGAUUUGGAGAAUUAUUGCUGCCGAUUAAAGGGAACCAAAAGACGAAAGUAGAGAAUGGAGGACAUUCCAACAGAACCCCACAAAUUCCAUGGAAGAAAAUUAUUUUCAGUUUGCCAGUUUGGGCAAUUGUGGUGAAUAAUUUCACUUUCCAUUAUGCUCUUUACGUUCUCAUGAACUGGCUUCCAACAUACUUUGAAUUGGGCCUCCAGCUUAGUCUUGAAGACAUGGGAUCUUCUAAGAUGAUGCCUUAUUUCAACAUGUUUCUGUUCUCAAAUAUUGGCGGGGUAAUUGCUGAUCACUUGAUUACCAGGAGAAUCUUGUCUGUGACUAGAACAAGAAAGCUUUUAAAUACCAUAGGAUUUGUGGUGGCUUCUUUUGCAUUAAUGGCUCUUCCCAGGUACAGAACACCUGAUGGAGUUGUGUUUUGUUCUUCUGUGGCUCUUGGUUUCUUGGCACUGGGGAGAGCUGGAUUUGCAGUAAAUCACAUGGAUGUUGCUCCAAGGUAUGCUGGAAUUGUAAUGGGGGUUUCUAACACAGCCGGUACUUUAGCUGGCAUUGUUGGGGUUGAUCUUACUGGUCGACUUCUUGAAGCCGCUAAAUCUGCUCAGUUGGAUCUCACAAGUCCGGAUAGCUGGAGAGCAGUUUUUCUCAUCCCAGGGUCACUUUGUAUCUUUAGUUCAAUAUUGUUUCUUCUAUUCUCCACUGGGGAGAGAAUUUUUGACUGA
Molecule: messenger RNA, 1329 nt
Organism: Fraxinus pennsylvanica
Lineage: Eukaryota; Viridiplantae; Streptophyta; Magnoliopsida; Lamiales; Oleaceae
Source: the annotation of a GenBank genome assembly